GCAGGUGCCGCCGCCGCCUCCCGGGGACAGGAGCCGCCGCGGGGCCGGCCGGCGGCCGCCCGGGCCGGGGAGGAGCCGCCCGAGAAGCGAUGCAGGAAGCCAUUACCAUAACCGAGCAGCCGGUCUCUGUCUCUGUCCCGGUGGGAUACUCCUUCACGCUGCGGUGCCGAGCCCAGGGACAUACCUCGCUGCAGUACCAGUGGUUUUGUCAGUACCAGUCUGACUACUGCCUGGUUCCUGGAGCAACCAACCAAGACUUGCCCAUCAUUGCAGAGCAGACCCAGCUCUACACCUGCAGAGUCAAUGACCUCCACAGGAAUGCUGUCUUCUCCGACUGGGUGAAAGUAGAGGUCCAUCAGUGUGUUGCCAGAGGUCUGCCCCCUCGGCUGUGGCAAGGAGAACCAGUCAUUGUCCUGAACCCCAGGGAGCAGCGGGUGGAGGUGGGGCAGCCGCUGCAGCUGCAGUGUGCUGCCAUGGGGGUCCCAGCCCCCAGCUACCAGUGGUACCGCAAUGGGAACCUGCUGGAGCAGCAGAAGAGAAAAAAGCUCUGGAUUGCCCACACCAAGGUCAGUGACUCCGGCACGUACCUCUGCUGUGCCUCCAACAGUCGUGGAGAGCAUUGGACCAACGCCGUGGACGUUCACAUCGCAGGUACGUGUGGCUCUGGAAAGUUUUUUGCUACAGGCAAAAUAGCACUUUUGGUGGGCAACAACCGCUACCAGCACCACCCCAACCUGAUGGCUCCCAUGAGGGACGUGUUCGAGCUGAGGCGUCUUCUGGAGCAUCUGGGCUUCCAGGUUGUCUCCCUGCUGGAUCUGAACAAGGCUGAGAUGGCAGCAGCAGUCAGUCAGUUCCUGCAGCUCCUGGGGAAGGGAGUCUAUGCUAUAUUCUACUAUGCUGGGCAUGGUUAUGAACAUCUGGGGAGGAACUACAUGGUCCCUGUUGAUGCUCCACAACCCUAUGCCCCUGAGAACUGCAUCAGCGUGCAGAGGAUCCUCCAGAAGAUGCAGCAGCAGCAGACAGCCCUGAACAUCAUCCUGCUGGACACCUGCAGGAAGUGGUACAACCCAGGACGUGCCUUGUCCCAGGUGCAGCCACUGGAGCCCUGGGGAAACACAGUCUAUGGCUAUUCCACGAGUGAAGAUGCAGAGGCCUAUGAAUUGCAGGAUGGGGAGUUCAGCUCUGGGAUCUUCAUGAAAUACCUGAAGAAACACAUUCUGCAAGAGAAGAAGGUCACACACAUGCUGGAGGAUGUGUUAGAAGACAUUGGCCGUGAUCCCCUGGUCACUGGGAAGCAGGUGAUGGAGAUCAGGCACACUCUGAAGGAAGCCCGGGCUCUGACGGACCCCGUCUGUCCCUCAGGAGCGGCCGCUGAGCUCUGGGGACACGGCCAAGAGCUGCCGAGCAGAGCGGUGACCUUCCCGUGUGGGGCGCGGGUGAAGCUCCGCUUCCUCCGGCUCUUCUCCAACCUGAUGUUCGUGUGUGCCCAGCCGCAGCCCCCCCUGGCCCACGUCACCGACCCCCAGCUCCUGCUCCGCCAGCUCGCCGAGACAGAUGAUGUGGCCAUCCAGAGGGAAAGCUGUCUGGACCACGUGGAGACUCUGCUGGCCUCUGUGUACAAGCGGGAGGAGCUGGACUGUGUCUUCCAGCUCUGUGCACUGCAGAAAAUUCAGACAGAUGUGGUCCUGCAGUUGGAUUUGCAUUACACCCAGCCCGGCACAAAACAGAGGACUUGUGAAAGCCUGCAAACGACUCUGCAGAAAUCCCUGCUGAGGCAGUUUUUCAGCCAGAGGGACAACUGGCAGCGAGCUCCUGCCCACACAGGCAGCGUGUGCCCGCAGGACGUGCUGGGGCUGGGCACUGACCCAAAGGGCUCCCCGGGCACUGACCCCAAGGGCUCCCCGGGCACCGACCCCAAGGGCUCCCCGGGCACCGACCCCAAGGCCUCCCUGGGCACGGGCUCUGGCCGCAGCUUGCCCAGCAGCAGCCCCUCCAACUUCAGCAGCGAGCCCGAGGAGAACGACGAGAGCGACCUGGGCGAGCUCUGCUUGGCACUGAAUCAGACUGGCCUGGGGCAGGACAGGCCCUGAGCCUCAGCCUGGGGAGCUGCUCUUUUCACUGAGGCCUUGAUUUGAGUGCUAAAUCUGGCAGAAUCCAUCAGCUGCUUCCCAGCCUUGGCAUCGCCCUGUCUGAAUGAGGCCAAGGCUGCUUUUUUGGAAAGGUUUCUCCUAUCUGCGCUCUGUGGUGUGCAGGGCCUCAGUUCCCACUGGGAAUAUUCCCAGUCCCAUGGGAGCGUUGGGAUCAGUGGGGAGUCAUUGUGGUGUCUGGCAGGGGACACAGCCACCCACCAGUCAUAACACUGCCAGGCAGAAGUGGUGUUGCUGCCAGGCAAGGGCACAGGCUGGCGUUUUUUGCCUGAAAACAAAUGUUGCUGCAUUGAGUGUGAUGAGAAGCCACAAACACUACAGACCCCUCUGGCUCAAAUCCCAGCUAUGACUUGCUGGAUCUCCCCAACCUGUGCAAGGGACACAGGGCUGCCCCAAGGGAACCAUGUGAAACAGUCUGGGGUCCCAGUGUGGUUUCCUUGCCAUGCCUGUGUCAAGGCAGGUGUUAAGUUAUGCAUUUAUGUAAUUCUGAAGCAUGUAUUUAUAAUGGAGGGUGGGGGGGGGGGGCAGUAGCUGGCCACGAAAAGGAAGGUCAGAUGUUGCAUCCAGUGUUUGUUUACAUUGGAGGCUGGUGUUGCACUGGACCAGGAAUAGUGUCCAGGCAGGUGCAGACACCUGCCCCUUCCAGCAUGGUACAGAGGCAUUAGAGGGUGUUCAGCCCUCUGCAGUUCUGAGUUCUUCUCAGGUGCAGAAUAUCCUAUGGGAGAGAUGGAAUGUACCAGGAUUGAGAAAGGAUAACCUCAGGAAAGGUUUUAUUAGUGUAAAUUGUUUUGUCUGUGUGCUGUGGGUGACCCCAGGCACUCUGUGGAGAGGCACAGGUGGGCAGGGCCCAAAGGACAGCCUGGGUGGGCACAGGCCCCUCCCUGACUGUUUCCCUAAUAAAUGUUUGAUAAAGAUUGUUCAGUAAGGGCCAGUGACCCUGGGGAAGUGUGGGGUCUCAUCUUUGGUGGAAGGUUCACUUUGGAGUUCAGAAGCUGCCAAUGACCUGAUCCAGCUGGCUGAGGGCUGGACCAGAGACCACUGGAGAUCCCUGCUGGCUGCUGUGGCUCUGUGCAAGAAAGAGGUUGGAGGGCAGAACUUCUUGAGAGGUCAAGGGCAGCAGGGUGGGAAGAAUGCCUGUGCUCUGUCUUGCUUUAAAAGAGGGUUGGAGGCAGAACUUUCUCAGUUUGGCUCUCCUUCAGUGAUGAUACAUCCCUGUCUGUGCUGUCAGUUGCAGCAUAGAAAAAUCUGAAAUGUUGCUUCCAGAUAAACCAUUCUACAAGUACUGGAAACCUGUCCAAAGAGAACAGAGGAGGCUUUUAUUCUUCUCACAGUGAGUAGAGCCAAGGGAAAGAAGAGGGGCCCCAGCUGGCUGCAGACUAGAAAGUCUCCUAGGAAAAAAAAAAAUCUAAAGCUCAAAAAAAAAAAUAAUAGAUUCAGGGGAUGUAUUUUAAAUAAGAUGGCCUGAUAGAGAAGCUAAAUGAGAAAAUAAUAAACUUAUUUCAGAAUGAACCAAAGAUCAACUCAACACCAGCAGGCACUGGGGACAGGUCAGUGGGAAUGGCUCAGCAGGCAUUUGGGAGAAGCUGGGGCUCUUGUUGCCUCUGAGGAUUAAUCACACCCUCCUGUGCUGUUGAGGCACUGAGGCAUGGCUUGUUCCUGGCUCACAUUAUCAUACCAAGUGUCAUCUAAUGUGAAUGUUUAUCUCAUUCAAAGCAAGGCUGUUUAUUUUUUCUGAAUAAAACACUAUUGGGUGUUUUUAAUGCACGAUGCUUCACGUGGCUCUGAGUUAACUGUGUUUAUUUUCCCUCUAAUUGCCAGGGUGUAACUUAAUAUUGAUCUGCUGGGGUUUCAUGCUUCCAGCCUGAGCUUCUAGGCUCUUCUGGGUGAGCAUUCUUUUUUUAGGCAACUAAAAAUACUGAAGUUUGGAUUUAGAAGGUGGAUCAAGUGACUAACUAGGAUGAAAUUAUGUCAGGUGAAAUGUGUAGAUUAAAAAAAAGUCUUAAUUUGCUGUGA
Molecule: messenger RNA, 4160 nt
Organism: Lonchura striata (white-rumped munia)
Lineage: Eukaryota; Metazoa; Chordata; Aves; Passeriformes; Estrildidae
Product: mucosa-associated lymphoid tissue lymphoma translocation protein 1 homolog
Biological process (GO): proteolysis
Molecular function (GO): cysteine-type endopeptidase activity
Source: RefSeq, a predicted model, not a curated record